AUUGACGCAGUCCCCCUGAAUGAGCGUCCUGCUGAUUAUGAUUCCGGAGAGGAAGCCGAAUCUGGUUCUGAUGUGGAGGUGUAUGAUCUGGGCAUCCCCACGGAUAGGGAGCGCCACAUCUGCCCGAUCAGGAGUGCACUUGACCAUGACCAAGUCCUUUCCCGCGUGGCCCUCAAUAAAAUCCGUACCUUCCUUCCCCCGCCGUUCGUCUGGAGUGUGAGAGGUGCUGAGCAUGUGAUGAGGAGACGUCCGGGGAUGAUCAUGCUUCACCUGGACUCCGUUGAAGCCGGGCUGAGGUUUCCACUUCAUGCGUUCUAUGUGGAGUUCUUCCACUGCUUCCAGGUGGCCCCGGCGCAAUUCAUGCCAAAUUCUUACAGAUUCAUAUCGGCCUUCUUGGUGCGCUGCCAACUUGCGGGGGUCGAUGCCACUCUGGAGCUCUUCCAUUAUUUCUACCGCGUCACUCCUCAGAACGCCGACGGGUAUCUGAGCGUGGCCGCACGUCCUGGGAGGCGGCUGUUCAAGAACUACCCUUCGUCCAUCCACGACUGGAAGAACCGUUUUUUCUUCCUUCGAUACGACGGGCCUCCUCUCCCUCUCCGGUGGAAUGGGUACCCCCCAAAGAUCGAGUCAUCGGAGCCGUCCGACGAUCUGCUUCUGGAUGCGGAGAAGGUGUUGGAGGGUGGCGUCCGUCCUAUAGCCGGAUUCCUGACCUUCGAGGCACUCUCUGGGGCAGGCAUAGGUACCGCCCGUGUCCCUGGACUUUUUCUACCCUUCGACGCUCGUCUCGGGGCACCGGGCGGUCCUGUCCUUCGAGGUGAGUGUCUUAUUCUAUUCCCCGCUCGUCUUCUAAUCCUUUGUUAUUUUUUGCAGGUCCUCCGCCAGACAGGGAUCAAAUGAAUCACGCCGAGUGCCUGAAGACCAGGAAGGCCAAAGCGGCCGCCGCUAAAGCUGCGAUGGAGAAGGCCAAGAAUGCCCCCGCCUCGGCGUCCAACUCCUCGGCUUCUGACGCUGCCCGGCGAACUGCCGAGGGUGAGCAGCAUCUGAUUGCCACUGUGCUGGCUCAGGGUUCCGGGGCCCCUGCUCUCGAAGCCGCCCUUCCCCAGCCGGUCGUCCCCACGAAGAUGGCUCCUCAGAAGGGUCCGGAGAAAGCCCCGGAGAAGAGACAGAAGAGGGGCCGCGAAGCAGGCUCCACCGGGCCCCUGCUUGAAGACGCCGGCUCCUUGCCAUUGAGCCGCCCGGCGGAAGAGCUCUGGAGGGAGAUGGCCCUCAAGGCUGGUCUAGAGCUGCCCAGCCGUUCGUCCUCUGAGGCGACAAGCGCUGCCCUGGCAGCCGCUCUUCAGUCUGGGCUUCUAGUCCUUCAGGCUGAAGCUGCCCGGGAGGCCGACCUGAAGGAGGCCAAGGCCAAAGCUGACGCGGCCAUCGCUGCGGCCCGGGAGGCCGCUCGUCGAGCAGAGGCGGAGGCGGCCGCCAAGGAGAAGGAGAUCGCCGCCCUGCGGGCAGAGUCCCGCCAGCAGCUGGCCAGCCUUGAGAAAGCUGGCUUCAAGCUUGUCCCGGUGCACCCUACUGCAAAGGGUGCCAGUCCGGAGUGGCUGGUCGAUACCUCCGGCUAUCGGAACACCGGGGAGUUCAUGGAUUCCGCCAAGGAUUACUGCGCCGGAGCCUUCGGUGACGUUUUCUCUGCGGCGCUGGAGAAGAUCCCACCCCGGCAGCGUCUGGCGAGCGGGGUCCGGAUUCUGGAGAGCUCCCCCUUGUCUCACAAGUUCCUCUACGAGGUCGGCGACAGCUCCUUCGCCGCCGGUUACAAUGAGGGGGUCAAGGCCACCCUUCCCAUCUUCUCAAGGCUGCAGGGGGCCGACUUCGAGCUCGCUGCCAAUACGGAUGAUGAUCUGCUGCUCCAAGCCUUGGGGAAGUUGGGGAGGGACCAACGGCGGGAGGAAGCCAAGGCCAGAGGAGAGAUUCCGGAGCCCCCGACCCCUGAGCCCGAGGCCGAGGAGGAAGAGCAGAUUCCGGGAGGCAGCCGGCCUGAAUCCCCCUUCUUUGUAUAAUGUACUUUGUAUUUUUCCAUUCCAACCUUUGUAAUGUCCGGCCGUUAGAGCCGAGGAAUAUACAUCUUUUUGCCCAU
Cuscuta epithymum is the source of this 2122-nucleotide messenger RNA. NCBI's taxonomy places the organism in Eukaryota, Viridiplantae, Streptophyta, Magnoliopsida, Solanales, Convolvulaceae. The record is from the annotation of a GenBank genome assembly.